GCUUCCGUGUUUCCACUCGGACAUAAUAACACUGAGGACACCACCGGACUGGAAGCUGAGACGGGACCGGGCUUCAGCACCAAUAAUCGGUUAGUGGACUCUGGUGGACCGAGGGGGGACCGGCGGCUCGCCGAGGACAUGGAGCCGGCUCACAGAGCUCUGCUCCGGGAGCACCGCCUAGAACUGUCCGGGCUGCUCCUGGUCAGCGACACCAUCGUUCCGUUCCUGUACCAGGAGGACAUCUUGACGGAGGCGCAGGUGGAGGACAUCGAGUCUCAGCCCACAGAGACACGCAGGACUCUGAAGCUCCUGGACAUCCUCCCGAGCCGAGGGCCCCGGGCCUUCCCCGCCUUCCUGCGCUCCCUCAAGGACUUCGACUGGGUCCGAGAGAAGCUGCUGCUGGAGCUCCAGAGUCCACCUGGACCCGGAACCACAGAUGUCCCGGUCCCGGUCCCGGUCCCAGACCCAGUCCUCCAGGUGGUCCCUUCGGACCGGCAGCUGUCCCGGCUGGCGUCCCAUCUGGGUCCUGAGUGGGAGUGGGUCCUGAUGGACCUGGGUCUGUCCCCUGAGGCCGUGUUUCGCUGCCGGGCCGACCACAGUCUGAGCGUGGGGGGGGCGGCUCUGGCCGGUCUGGUCCAGUGGAGGAGGUCCAGAGGGAAGGAGGCCACGGCCCAGAGGCUCCUGGAGAGUCUGAGGGCGGGGGGCGUCCAUCCGUCCGUCCUGGAGGACGCCCUCAGGACGCCGUGACCUCUUCUCCAACCGCAGGACGACGAGACGUGAGACUCAGAGACUCAGAGACUCAGAGACAAAAGACUGAACUAAAGUUUGAUCUGAGACGUCUUCACACGCUGGACUGAACUCAGUCUUUUUAUUUCCUCAGUCUUUUUAUUUCCUCAGAAACAGUUUCCAGACAAACUGAAGACUUUUAUUUUGAAAACUACUUCUACUUUUAUUUUGACAGGUUGCACAGUUCACUCUUUGAUUUCUUUUAUUUUUUUUGCAGUUUUAAUCUCAGUUUUAUUGUAAAACUGUAGAAACUUUUAUUUGCUGAUUAUGAUCUUUUUUCCUCCCGUCACUCGUUCUCUAGUGAUGCAUUUAGACUUUUUACAGUUUAAAUCUGACACUAAAUAAAAAUAGUCCAUUUUAUUUCUGA
Messenger RNA from Mugil cephalus (flathead mullet), 1153 nucleotides. RefSeq names its product CASP2 and RIPK1 domain containing adaptor with death domain (gene cradd). The coding region runs from base 139 to 747 and encodes 202 amino acids. NCBI's taxonomy places the organism in Eukaryota, Metazoa, Chordata, Actinopteri, Mugiliformes, Mugilidae. Gene Ontology annotation, molecular function: death domain binding; protease binding. The record is from RefSeq and is a predicted model, not a curated record. Gene Ontology annotation, cellular component: CBM complex. The transcript is spliced from 2 exons. Gene Ontology annotation, biological process: signal transduction; regulation of apoptotic process.